UAACAUGAUAUUUUUUGUUUGGCCAGCAGUUUGGAUUCUGAAGUGAAUCUCUAUUUAAUCUUAACCCACCAUCAUCUCUUGCUGGAUUUUAGCAAAACUGUUGUUAAUCGUGGGCUAAUUAACUUAUAUAGUUAUAAUACAACUGGAUUUGUGCAGUCUGAAAAUAUGAGCCUUGGUGGUAGCUUUUUAGGGUUACAACCCUAUCUCAACCAAACACAUAGUCCUCCUCAACCUGCCAGUUCCCCACCCCCUUUCCCCAUCUCUGGCUGCUAUUGUGCUUAGCCACUAUACAGUGUGACACUAUUGCUGGUAAAUGGAAGCAGCAUGGUUUGCACAGAAACUCCCCUGACAAUGUUUGCAGUGUCCUUGAGCUGCACGUGGUUCAGUGGGAAGGUGCUAAAUGAAUGCAACUGGAAGAGAGACAGAGAAAGGACACGAGGGAAAGAGAAGAUUGGGGCGGGGCGGGGAGAUCCUAUUGAUCUUUUUUCUUUUUUUUCAAUCUAAUACAGAUAGAGAUCUUUUUUCUUUUUUUCAAUCUAAUACAGAUAGAGAAGACAUUUGGUUGGGAUGCUCAUUUUCACGGUGCUUUGUAGAGGUCCUGGCAGCUGCUGAGGAAUGUGUCUAAUUCCCGAGGGGAGUAGAAGAAAGAGAGACAGAAGGUGGAUGAAAAAGCUUGGGAGGUAGAGGGAGAAGGAGGAAUGGGAGGGAGGGAGGGAGUGAGGGAGUGAGAGGGUGCAUGUCUGUGAGUGUGUGAAAGAGAGGGAGACGAGCAAGACUACGCCUCUCACCCUCCCCUCCCAGGCUGCUGGCUCAGACGGCGGAGAGCAGCCAGGUGGAGGCGGCUGGAUGGAGGCUCAGGGAGAAACCAACACCCCCGAGUCAGAAAAAUGGCAGAAUUCCCCGAAGUUUUAUGGAAGAAGCCCAGAUGUUGGGGGAAAGCCUCUGGGAGAGCCUGUCAGAGGCUUACAGAACCUUCUGAAGUCCUCCAGCUCAGCCAGCCUUACGUCAGAAGUAUCCCAGUGUGCAACGGGAGAGCAGGCCAGCACUCCAGGGCACCACCCAGGUCACCUGUUGACCAGUGAGAGGAGACAACCCCUCAGCAGUGUAUCAUCUCUGGAAGUGCACUUCGAUCUCCUGGACCUGACUGAGCUCACAGACAUGUCUGACCAGGAGCUGGGGGAGGUCUUUGCCGAUUCAGACGAAGAGAACCAUAAUGAAUCUCCAGCAAAUCCACAGCAUCCCCCGCUGGCUCGGUUUGCCCACGCGGGCUACGUGCGCUCUCCGUCCUGGACCCGUGGAGGUCGGGGCGAGCAACCCAAAGACAGGAAGCACCACAGCGACUCCGACAGCACCGAACCUCUUCUGAAGAUGGAGCGAUCUCUGUCCCAGCAGCCCUGACGAGUCGACGCCCGUGGGGAACCCGUCCGCUUGCAGGAGCGCAGCCGCUGCUCACUCACGGAGGGACGCACACACAGGGAGAUUCAACACACACAGAGCCCUGUCUGGGACUGAGACAGAGAACCAGAAGGCCAGAUAGACAGAGAGUGUAUGAGAGA
This is a messenger RNA of Clupea harengus (Atlantic herring), 1556 nucleotides long. RefSeq names its product dysbindin domain containing 1 (gene dbndd1). The record is from RefSeq and is a predicted model, not a curated record. Gene Ontology annotation, biological process: negative regulation of protein kinase activity. Lineage: Eukaryota; Metazoa; Chordata; Actinopteri; Clupeiformes; Clupeidae. Gene Ontology annotation, cellular component: cytoplasm.